UAUUCUUUGAAAACACUGAUUUAAUCCAUGUUUUUAUAGUUAUAGUUGAAAAUGUGAUAUUGUGUAUAUAGCAAUCUCUUUGAUCAUUUUACGUGAUUCUUGAACAUAUAUAAAUAAAUAUUACACAAAAAUAGGAUAUAAGAGUAGUUCGUUUAUUACGGCAAUGAAAUUGUGAUGGCAUUUCUAUCAACCUGUGCGGCUGCCCUCCUGCUAAUUGAACCCCUACGCCCCUGGUCCAUCUCAUAGCUUCGUUCACCGUCAGGUUUCGUUACUUGGAAUUUGGGAUGUUAGAAUACCAUAUUUUUUAACUUAUCUAUUGCUUUUUUAUGUAUAUUUAUUUUCAUAUUUGUUCAUUGGAUAUUGUAGUUGUUCUGUUGAAAUAAUAUCAUACAGUUGAGUACCUCAUCACCAUUAUUUGUCGGCACGUUUUAAGCCAUUGCAAAGUGUCUUGGCCUAUUUUGAGAUAGUCCAGUCCACGUGAAGUGAAAUUUUAUUUCAAUCAAAAUUAUGGCUGAUAGUGCUAGUGAGAGUGACUCGAGCUCAAUCGAUGGUGGUCCAAUAAUGAUGCCACCUUCUCCUGUGACCAGAGAGCAGCUACAAAAACGCAUUGAAUCUUUGCAGCAGCAAAACAGGGUUCUCAAAGUUGAACUAGAGACCUACAGAUUGAGAGUUAAAGCUGUUCAAGAAGAAAACAGAGAUUUACGACAAGCUUCUGUUAACAUUCAAGCCAAAGCGGAGCAAGAAGAAGAAUUUAUCAGCAACACGUUAAUGAAGAAAAUUCAUGCUCUGAAAAAAGAGAAAGAAACUCUAGCACAUCAUUAUGAACAGGAGGAAGAAUGUUUAACUAAUGACCUCUCACGAAAACUUACACAGCUGAGACAAGAGAAAUGCCGGCUCGAACAGACUCUAGAACAAGAGCAAGAGUGUCUGGUGAACAAGUUGAUGCGCAAAAUAGAGAAACUGGAAGCGGAGACUCUGGCCAAACAGACGAACCUGGAGCAACUGCGACGCGAGAAAGUGGAACUGGAGAAUACACUCGAACAGGAGCAGGAGGCGCUUGUCAAUCGCCUCUGGAAGCGCAUGGACAAAUUGGAAACUGAAAAAAGGAUGCUGCAAAUACAGCUGGACCAACCGGUGUCGGAUCCGGCGUCGCCCAGGGAGAUCAGCAACGGGGGUGACACGGCCACCAACCUCAGCACUCACAUUCAGACGCUAAGAGGCGAGGUGUCCCGGCUCAGGAAGCAGUUGGCCAACACCCAGCAAGAGCAUACCGAGAAAAUGGAGCGAUAUGCCAAAGAAGAGAAGCACAUCAAAGAGGAGAACAUGCGACUGCAAAAGAAGCUGCAGAUUGAAGUCGAGCGUAGAGAGGCCCUCUGCCGACAUUUGUCCGAAUCAGAAAGCAGCCUUGAAAUGGAAGAAGAGCGUCAAUACAAUGAGGCCGCCUUAUCUGGAGCGAAUCUUAGGAACUGUGUAGUGUCUAGUCCAGUACCAUACAAUCCAUCACCCAGUUCAUCUAGACCACUUAGUCCAGGCGGUUUAGGUCAUAGUCGUGAUGGUUGCCUGUCGUCAUCUCUACCUCGGUGCUACGCCUGUGGCCAAGCCACUGUCAAUUAUCCACCUCAUGCCAAUUUCGGCCCAGUCCAUUAUAUGUCAAAUAGUUCCAAUACUUCCAAUAUGGGCCUUGGUGUUCACCACCAGAGACCAGGUCAGCGACCGUCUGAGAGGUUCAUCAAGCCAGCCAUACCUCCCGCCGCACCCACUUCCCCCUCCCCUGCCUCACCCGCUUCUCCUAUGGACACCACCAAAUGUUAGAACUACCGGAUACUUAGAGAGAAAUACUUUGUUGCCUGUGCAUUCAAUGGUCGGAGGUGGAACUGUGCUUAUUAAUGUACAUUGGAGAGCAGCUCAAUCAUCAAGAGGCAGCCAUACUGUAUUUUGUGUGAAUGACUACAACUUGCGAUUGAUGGGUGAAAUUUGAUUUUAAAUCUACUGACCUUACAAAUCACUUUUCCAUAUCAAAAGUUGUCUCCUGUGAUUUUGCAAUAUAUUCAUUGCGAUCUCUUCUAUAAAAAAUGCUCUUAACACAAUUGAUUAACCAGCUCUUCAUUUUGGCACAAUUUAUCAAUCGAUAUUUCAAUGUUCAAUUCAUUCAAUAAUAAUCAGCUAGAGAUGUACAGUAUAUUACAAACUAACCAUUCUAAUUAUUAUUGUUUCCAAGCAUUUUAAAGCUAUAAAUUUUGAUCUAGUCUUUAAGUUAACAUUCUUAUUCGUAUGAUACAAUGAAUUAGGAUUUAUCAAUUAGAGUGUGAUGAUUUGCGCAGAGUGUAUAUGAUAGGGAGCAACUAUGAUUCUGUUGCUUGAAAAUAGAGGUUGUCAUAAUUUAUGGAAUAGAUCAUAUUCAGGUGAAGUUUUUCUUUCAAUUUUCUUUAUUAUUUCAAUGAAGAUGUAUCUGAAACAUUAAGGACCUUCAACAACUUUUUUUUAAAACUUGGUCAUUUUUCACACUCUUGCGCUGAUAUCAAUAUUAAAAAUGCUAUUUCAAGUGCUCUGUGAUGUAAUGAAUUAUUUGUUCUGGUUGUAUUAGAAAUUAAUGAAGAAAAAUAAUCUAUUUGGUUGGUAUGUCGUAUUUUGAUCAACUGAAGAAAUACAGAGUGAUUAUAAAAGGACUUUACAACUUUGAAAGCACAUACAUAUUUAUUGGAAUAACUAACAGAAUUGAGAAAGGUGUCAUUUUGUUACUAAACACUUCAAGUUUAAGGUUUGGGAGUUAUUUUGGUUUGAUGUGACAGCCGUUGGGAAAGUGACAUACAUCCCACCGAUAAUUGAUUUCUUGCCAGUCGAGCUACACUCGUACCAGCAUAUCAGGUGUAACUUGUGCAAUCUGUAGCGAUCCGAAUGUGAUCCGAUUUCGGAGGUCAUUAAGAUUGGCUGGUAGAGGCGAAACAUGAACCUCAUCCUUAAUGAAACCCCACUGGAGAAGAAAUUCAGGUGAGUGAGGGGGCCUUGCAAUUCGCCCUGCAUGGUAAAUCCAGCGAAGUUGAAAGCAAUUGUCUAGAAAAUCCCGAACUUUUCCGUGGGGAAGAGCUGGUUCACCGUCAGGCUGAAAGUAAGAGAGCACUUGUUCAUCUUGUUCAGCAUGACGGUGCACCACCUCAUUUCCAUGGAGAAGUUUGGGAUUUUCUAGACAUUCGCUUUCAACUUUGCUGGAUUUACCAUGCAGGGCCAAUUGCAUAACCACCUCGCUCACCGGAUUUAGCAUCGAUGGAUUUCUUCCUGUGGGGUUUCAUUAAGGAUAAUGUUCAUGUUCAGCCUCUACCAGACAAUCUUAAUGACCUUCGAAAACGGAUCGCUACAGAUUGCACAAGUUACACCUGAUAUGCUGGUACGAGUGUAGCUCGACUGGCAAGAAAUCGAUUAUCGGUGGGAUGUAUGUCGCAUUACCAACGGUUGUCACAUCGAACCAAAAUAACACCCACACCUUAAACUUGAAAGUGUUUUGUAACAAAAUGACACCUUUCUCAAUUCUGUAAGUUAUUUCAAUAAAUAUUUAUGUGCUUUCAAAGUUGUAAAGUCAUUUUAUAAUCACUCUGUAUAUUACUUUUAUACCAUUUAUUAUUCACAACUGAAAUUUUGUUUUCCAAAAUACUGUAUAUUACUUGAAUUUAUUACAAUUCUGUAUUGCGAGAUACUAUGUUUUCAAUCAUGUUUUCCAUGACGAAAUAUCUGUUGAAAAUAAUUAUUUAUUAUGUCCUAUAUUUCACUUGAAAUGCUUUAGUUUUCUCACUUAAUUGUCCUUCUCUCUUAGGAUGCAUUUAGUUUUCAACUAGCGGCAGGUUUUCAAAUAAAAACUAUUAUUUUCAAGGAGGAGGAGAGCUUCUUUUCAUUCGAUAAUUUUCAAUAUAAGUGUUCACAUUAAAAAUGCCUUUUACAAUUAUAAAAUUAUUGUUGCAAUGAUAUCUAUUUUUGGAAUACAGCCCACUAAUAAUUAUUAUCUGGUAUCUUUCAUUGUUGCUAAUAAUAUAGCUAUCAAAUAUUAUAGUGAGAAAUAAAUAAACUUCGUUUUUUCUAUAAUA
Molecule: messenger RNA, 4073 nt
Organism: Nilaparvata lugens (brown planthopper)
Lineage: Eukaryota; Metazoa; Arthropoda; Insecta; Hemiptera; Delphacidae
Product: coiled-coil domain-containing protein 6
Exons: 10
Coding region: 508-1812 (434 amino acids)
Source: RefSeq, a predicted model, not a curated record